Molecule: messenger RNA, 675 nt
Organism: Linum trigynum
Lineage: Eukaryota; Viridiplantae; Streptophyta; Magnoliopsida; Malpighiales; Linaceae
Source: the annotation of a GenBank genome assembly
GCUCGGCGUCUGGGUCAAGAGAAAGAUGAGUUCAUCUGAUCAAUCCCCAGAGAGAAGGCUGCAGGAGACCGUGACCGUGGAGGAUAUCCCGCACGAGGAGGACAUCAAGCGGCUGCUGCGAACAAUGGCGGAUGACCAGAUCAGCCUUCAUGUUCGCAUGGGAGAGGUGAAUGAAACUCUCCAAGAGAUGUAUAGAAUGAACAGUGACGAUCUGAGGUCACUGAUGGAGCUGAUAAAGGCGACCCUAGCGCCUCAGGGGCUGCCCGCACCACCACAACAAACUGGAGAGGCGGGGACGGGAGCAAGGGGGAUCGCCACCAUGGCAAUCACGGUGGCGAGGCCGACCGAGGUGAUGGCGGCGGCUGAAGAAGUGUCGGGGGCGAGGGAGGCGAGGCCGCGCACGGAGGACGGCGAGUGCGGCGGCGGAAACAGCGGCGUGGUUCCGCCGGGGGACGCGGCGAGGCGCGCAGGGAAAGGGUCGGGUUAACCCAAUCAUGGGUCGGGCCUGCUACCGACUCCGGCGGCCCAGGAGCUCGCGACAAUGCACGGGAAGGCCAAGACGUCGGGCUACGACUCGGUGGGCGGAGAGAUGGGCUUCGAGCCCAUGUGUCCCAAAGCAUGGCGAGGUCGGGUCCAGGUUAACCAUGGGCCAACUAAGAAAUGGACCGGCUGGGC